This is a messenger RNA of Plasmodium gaboni, 4023 nucleotides long. RefSeq names its product putative myosin E. Lineage: Eukaryota; Apicomplexa; Aconoidasida; Haemosporida; Plasmodiidae. Gene Ontology annotation, molecular function: actin filament binding; microfilament motor activity; ATP binding. The annotation marks the transcript as partial. The transcript has a single exon. Gene Ontology annotation, cellular component: cytoplasm; vesicle; actin cytoskeleton. The record is from RefSeq and is a predicted model, not a curated record. Gene Ontology annotation, biological process: vesicle transport along actin filament; actin filament organization.
AUGAUAAACCCUGAAGAACAACAGUUCAAGGAAGGGGAUUUGGUGUGGUGCAAUAAAAUUCCGUCCACAUGCGAAGAGGAAGAUGUUUUAUAUAUUUUAUGUCGUGUAUUAGAAAAGAAAAGUGACGAUCACAUAGUAUUAGCAAAAUAUGACAAUGAGACAAAUGGUUCUACAUUUGUGUGUGAAUCCAAACAUUUAUACAAUGCUAAUAAUAAUAAUCCAUUUUCAUUAGAUGAAGAUGAUAUGAUUAAAUUAAAACAUUUUAAUGAGGCUACAGUAUUAUAUCAUUUGCAUGGGAGAUAUGAAAAAAAUAUUUUUUUUACAAAGAUGGGGCCAUUAUUAAUUUAUGUGAAUCCUGUGGAAAAAGAAAAUAAUUAUGAAAAUAAUCCAUGUAAUAAAAUAAAUAAUAAUAAUGUUAUAAGUAAUGAAGUAAUUGAAAAGUAUAAAUAUAGGCAUUCUAGUGAAGAUUUAAAAUUGAAUGAAUAUGAUGUUGGUAUGACUGCUUUAAAAUAUAUAAAUGUAUUAAAAAAGAAUCAAUCAAUUAUUAUAACAGGAGAAUCAGGAUCUGGUAAGAGUAAAAUAUUUAAUAGUUUAUUAAAUUUUUUUAGUAAUGAAAGGAUAACACAAACAGUGUCUUGCCCCACCCCCCAAAAAAAAAAAUUAGAAAUAAAGAAUGAUGAUAAUAUUAAUAUAUUAGAAAUAUUAAAACAUGGUAAUAUAAUUAUGGAAGCACUUGGAAAUGCAAAAACUAGUAAAAAUAACAAUUGUAAUAGAUAUGCUAAAUAUUGUAUGUUACAAAUGAAUAAAAACAAAAUUAAACAUAUAUAUAUGAAAAAUUUUUUAUUUGAUAAAGAACGUUUAAUAAAUAGAAGAAGUGAUGAAAAUAAUUUUCAUAUAUUUUAUUAUAUUUUAAAUGGAUCACCAGAAAAUUUUAAGAAAAAAUAUUUUUUAAAAAAUUUAGAAGAUUAUAAUAUAUUAAAAAAUGAUUGUAUUCGUGAUAAUUCCAAUGAUGAAGAAAAUUUCGUGCAAUUAUUAACAUCAUUACAUGUUAUAUUUGAUGAUGAUAUAAAACAAAUAGAUUUUUUCUUUUCAAUUUUAUCAGCUAUAUUAUUAUUAGGAAAUAUUCAAAUGAUAAAAAGCCCCAAAAAAUCUUUAUUCAGACAACAUUUUAUUUGUGAAUUUCCAUCAAAUUAUAAACAAUUACAAGAACAACUUGAAUUUAUAGAUGAGUCCCAAAUAAUGAGUAUGUCAAAAAGAUCUUCAUCUAGUUCAUCCUAUGAAGGAUCAUCUAAUUUAUCAAAUAUGGAUUCAUCUGAAUGUCUAGACAAAAACACUUAUAUUUUUUUAGUAGCUAGUAAACUCUUAGGUAUCGACGCUGAAAUGUUUUUAAAAUAUUUUACUUCGGGUUAUUUAUUAAAUGAAAUCAUUUUUAUGAAGGGUCAAAAUGAAAUGAAGGUGCAAAAAAAAAUCGAGCGCUUUAUGAAAGCAUGUUAUGAAGAAUUAUUAAACUGGGUCAUACAUAAGAUUACUACAAAAUAUAAUGAUAAAUUAAUAAAUAAUACAAACGAGAUAAUACAAAAUAACGGAAUCUAUGAAAAUGAUAAGAGUGAAAAAAAUGAUAAUUACAUAAAUAUUUUGGAUAUCAUUUAUUUUGAGAAUUUAAAAGAAAAUUCUUUGGAACAAUUUUUAAUAAAUACAACAAAUGAAUUUAUAUUAAAGGUAUAUACAGAUUUUUAUUAUAAAAAAAGAGAAGAGAUGUAUAAACAAGAAGGGUUGGAAUUAUCAUGUGAUUCGAUUUAUAUAGAUAAUGAACAAUUAUAUAAAGUAUUAAUAUCUAAAGAAGGAUCUUUAUUUUCUUUAUUAGAAAAUAUAUGUACAAAAAAAUCUUUUGAUAAAAGUAAUUUAUGUUCAACUAUUGUAAAUAGAUUUAUAAAAAAUCCAUAUAUUAAGGCGAAUUCAUUGGAAGUAAAUAAAGCGUUUAUUAUAGUUCAUUCUUGUAGUCAGAUAUCUUAUAAAACCGAAUAUUUUAUAGAAAAAAAUGUAGACAUAUUAACACGUGGAUUUAUUGAAAUGAUCAAAAAAUCAGACAAUAAAUAUAUGCAACAAUUUUGUAGUUCUUAUAAUUAUGAUACAAGUGGGAAAAUAAUGGAAGAAAAUAAAAGAUUUACUGUUCAUACAAAUUUUAAAUUAUUUAAAAAAGAGUAUGAUCCAAAUAAACAAAUGGCUGUAACAUUAUUAAGAAAUAAUUUAUUAGAAAUAGCAAAUUAUAUAGAAAAAAGUUUUUGUCAUUUUAUUAUGUGUAUAAAUACAUGCAGGAAAAAAAACAACACUGAAGUGGUUCAUCAUUUCGAUAAAAAACUUGUGUUGAGUCAAGUUACAAAUUUUCAUAUGAUGAUAGAAGCAGAUCAGUUUAAGGAUGAAUAUUUUCCUCACAUGUUUUCUUUUUUGGAAUUUGUGCAGAUUUUUAAAUGUUUAAAGAAUUACAAGAAUAUAAAUCAUAAGUCUGAUGAUAUUCAUCAUACAUAUGAGAAUGUGAAUAACAUGGAGAGUAUGUGUCAUACAACUAAUCCUUUUGAUAAUGUCGAAUCAGAUGAUAAUAAAAUGCUAUGUGAAGAAAUAUUGGCAUAUAUGAAAAUAGGAGAAAAGGAUUGGGCAAUAGGAAAAAAUAUGAUUUUUCUUAAUGAAAAAAGUAUGAAUGUAUUAGUCGAUUCGGUGUAUUACAUGUGGUUAGAAUGUUUAGAAAAUGAAAAGAGAAAAGAAUUAUGUGAUUUGAAAGAAAUGUUGGAUGAAAAUGAUGAAGAUGUUGAAAAUGAAGAAGAUGUUAAAAAUGAUGAAAAUAUUAAAAAUGAUGAAAAUAUUAAAAAUGAUGAAAAUAUUAAAAAUGAAGAAGAUGUUGAAGAGGAGAAAUAUGAGAAGAGGGAGUUGGAAUAUAUAAAUAUGGAUGAUACAAAUGUGGAGGUACAAAUAAAAAAUGAUCAUUCAUUUUUAAAUUGUGAUAACAAAAUUGUUGAUACGACUAAUGAGAUGGAUGUAGAAAUAAGCAUCGGAAGUUAUAAUAAAAAUGUUGACAAUAAUAUUGUGGAUAAUGAAUAUGAUAUGAAUGAUAAUGUUCAUAGAAAAAGUAGUACAAAUAUGUCAUAUGAUGAUUAUGAAAAUAUGGAAGAAGAAUUGUUAAAAGUGAAUUUAAAAGAAGGAAACAAUGGUUCUCUCUCAGAUAUGGAAGAAGAAAUGAACAGGAUAUCAAAGGAGACAGAUAGAAAGGAAAGUAAAAUGAAAAGGAAGAGCAGCUUACUUAGAUUAUCAAAAAGUUUGAGAAGUUCUUUCCAGAAAAUAAAAAAGAGCAAAUUGAAUGAGAAGGAUGUAAAAGUAGAUCUUGAUGAUAAGAAAGAUGUAAAAGUAGAUCUUGAUGAUAAGACAGAGAUCAAAGUAGAUCUUGAUGAUGAUAAGAAAGAGGUAAAAGUAGAUCUUGAUGAUGGUGAGGUAGAUGACAAUGUUGAAGAAAAGAAAGAUGAUAAGGAUGAUGGUUAUGGAGUUAUGAAUUUUUUCAACAACAUUCAUUUUUAUAAAAAAGGGUUGAAAGACUUAAAUAAUGCUAUAAAACAUUUUAAUCCAAUAAAUGGAAAAAUCAAAAAGGAUAAGAUUUUUAACAUGGGGAUUCAGAAUUUUUAUAACAAAAAGAAGAAUUUUUUCUCAAACUCUAAAAGGGGAAGCGAGGAUAGUAAAAAGGGAGAAGAAAAUAAAGAUGUAGAAGAAACUAAAGAUGUGGAAGAAACUAAAGAUGUGGAAGAAACUAAAAAUGUGGAAGAAACUAAAAAUGUGGAAGAUAAUAAAAAUGUGGAAGAUAAUAAAGAUAUGGAAGAAACUAAAAAUGUGGAAGAUAAUAAAAAUGUGGAAGAAACUAAAAAUGUGGAAGAAAAUAAAAAUGUGGAAGAAACUAAAAAUGUGGAAGAUAAUAAAAAUGUGGAAGAAACUAAAAAUGUGGAAGAAACUAAAAAUGUGGAAGAAACUAAAAAUGUGGAAGAA